Messenger RNA from Adineta steineri, 342 nucleotides. The record is from the annotation of a GenBank genome assembly. Lineage: Eukaryota; Metazoa; Rotifera; Eurotatoria; Adinetida; Adinetidae.
AUGUCUUCAUCAAAUACACAUGUCAAUAGUGAACUACCACGAAACAAUAUCAUAUUUCCAUGUUUUAUUAUUACAGUUACGAAUUAUCCUCAUUUGAUACAACCAAUACAACAAUAUCAAAUACCAAAUCAGUAUUCACAACGACCAUAUCAGGGAGCAGUACUUAUACCAGGUGUACCCGUUCAUUUUGGAACCAAUCGUACUGAAGAACAUGAACGAUUAUUACGUAAUACACUACGAUUCCGAAUCCAAGAAAUUAUGCAAGAUUAUCUUCGAUUAUCUAUACGACCAUCUCCAUUUCAUCUGAUUUUCCAUAUAUCUGAAAUGCGAUCAACUACUUAA